AUGACAACUGUAAAACGUCAUGAUCUACAGCGUUUUACACGCGGUAUUUCAUCAGCAUCAUCAUCAUCAUCUGGCAGAAAUACAGAGGAUAAAGAACCACCCGUAACACCCACAUCAGCACAACCAAGCGUAUUCAAUUGGGAAAGCGAUAAGAGACGUUCGAAACCGUUCGAUGAUGGAACAAUGUCUUUCUUUUGGCGGGCACAUACUAUAACAUGUCUCGUCAUAGCUAUGUCAUAUCUAUUCUAUGUUGCUAUUUUGGAACAACCAUCCGAAGACUCAGCGUAUAAUACCAAACGUGGUCUACUAGCAUGUGCUGGCUUUUUCCUUGUAUUCGGUAUGACACAAACACCCGAUGGUGUGUUUGUUCGGCCACAUCCUGCUCUCUGGCGUCUUGUCCUUUGUUUCAGUGUGCUAUAUGAAAUUGUGCUCAUUUACAUCUUGUUUCAAACUGCCGAUGAAGCUAGACAGCUCAUCAAACAUAUUGAUCCGGCAUUGGGUGUCCCAUUACCGGAUAAAGACUAUGGUGGAUCCUGUCGUAUCUAUGAUUGGGAACAUCCUGAAGAUCCAUUCCAUUAUUUUAAAGAUAAAAUGGAUUUCUUUGUUCUCUCACAUUUCUUUGGUUGGUGGCUAAAAACAUUAAUUAUUCGUGACUAUUGGUUAUGUAUGGUCACAUCGAUUGGUUUCGAAAUUCUUGAAUAUUCAUUAGAACAUCAAUUACCGAACUUUAGUGAAUGUUGGUGGGAUCAUUGGAUUCUUGAUGCACUUAUUUGUAAUGGUGGUGGCAUUUAUUUGGGAAUGAAAACAUGUGAAUACUUGAAAAUGAAACCUUAUAAUUGGCGUGGACUUUGGACUAUUCCAACUGUUAGAGGUAAAAUCAUGCGUGCAUUGGGUCAAUUUACACCACACGAUUGGCUGGAAUUCGAUUGGCGUCCAACCGCUUCGUUGAAACGAUGGCUCGCCAUGUUAUUCAUAACGUGUUUUCUAUUUCUAAUUGAAUUAGGCACAUUCUACUUGAAAUUCAUCCUGUGGAUUCCUCCACCACAUUUCCUGUGUCUUUCUCGUUUACUAUUCUUUCUGCUUGCCGGUGGUGUAUCCAUGCGUGAAAUGUUUGAGUAUUUAGAUAAUCCUCAAUGUAAAAAAUUCGGUCGACAAUCAUGGGUUAUCACUGCUAUUGUUAUUACAGAAGUGUUAAUUGUAUUGAAAUUCGAUUGGGAAACGGUUACCAAACCAUUACCAUUCUACAUUGGUCUUCUUUGGAUCACUAUUGCUGUUGGAAUUGUCCUGUGGACGAUUUAUCAAUUUUGGUUCAAACGAUUCAUUCUUUGGGGACAGAAGAAGAAUGUUUCGAAUACGAAAAAGAGCGAAUAA
Molecule: messenger RNA, 1371 nt
Organism: Adineta ricciae
Lineage: Eukaryota; Metazoa; Rotifera; Eurotatoria; Adinetida; Adinetidae
Source: the annotation of a GenBank genome assembly